GUCACUCUGAGACGGUGCUUGAAGUUGGGAGCGCCCAUGGCAAAGAGCAAGUUCGAAUACGUGCGGGACUUCGAGGCUGACGACACAUGCCUGGCCCACUGCUGGGUGGUGGUGCGGCUGGAUGGCAAGAAUUUCCAUCGAUUUGCUGACAAGCACAACUUUACAAAACCUAAUGACAGCCGUGCUCUCCAUCUAAUGACCAAAUGUGCCCAGACUGUAAUGGAAGAACUGGAGGAUAUUGUGAUUGCAUAUGGACAGAGUGAUGAGUACAGCUUUGUGUUCAAGCGGAAAAGCAAUUGGUUUAAAAGAAGAGCCAGGCUUUGAUGGAAGAGUUGUGGUGUAUCCUAGUAACCAGACCUUAAAGGACUAUCUCAGCUGGCGGCAAGCAGAUUGUCAUAUCAAUAAUCUUUAUAAUACAGUUUUCUGGGCACUUGUACAGCAGUCUGGAUUAACACCAGUACAGGCCCAAGAGAGAUUACAGGGAACUCUUGCAGCAGACAAGAAUGAGAUUUUAUUUUCUGAAUUCAACAUAAACUACAAUAAUGAGCCACUGAUGUAUAGGAAGGGGACUGUGUUGAUAUGGCAGAAGGUGGAUGAAGUCACGACAAGAGAAGUUACGCUGCCAGCAGAAAUGGAAGGAAAAAAGAUGGUGGUGACCCGGACCAGGACUAAGGCGGUGCCCUUACACUGUGACAUCAUUGGGGAUGCUUUCUGGAAGGAACAUCCAGAGAUCCUAGAUGAAGACAGCUGACCCUUUGCUUUUCAAUCCUGGCAUGCUUGACCAUGUAGGGCCCCCAUAUCUGGCCUUAGGUGGCCCUAGCAUCUGUGCAAUGCAGAACAGUGUCCUGGGAGUGACGUGACUCUGGUUGGGAGGGGAACAGAGAAAGAAGGGAUGGAUGUGGGCGGUGUAUCUUGUCCUGCUUUAAGUGGAACACCUUUUUUUUUUUUUUUUUUUUUUGCAGUGUUGAAAUGUUCCUUUGGUAAAAGUGUGUUUAAAAAAAAUCGUGGUACUAUUUUUAUAAAGCAAGAACUAUUUUAUGCCUCACAGAAUGAAUCAUUUUUAGAUUGUGGCAUAAGUCUUAUAAAAACCUGUCAAGCUCUUUUCACUUAUGAUAGAAGAUGAGCCCAAACCUUACUCUCGCCCACCUGUUCUUAGCCACAGACUCCAGUGACGCGUGUUAACCUCACCUUUGCCACCCAUCUACUUGCAUUCAUCUUUGCCAGACGUGGAUGCCUGCUCAAUGCCUCUGAAUUCAGGAAUUCCAGGGCAAACUCAGGGCUUUGUGCCAAUCUGCAAAUUGGCAGCUUGAGCUGAACAAACGAGUUGUAGUCUGGAUGUGCUUGUGUGACCAUCCUGUAGGUGGGUUUUGUGGAGCUGUUCGCGUGACCAUCAUCAUCGGCUUGCCAGGGGCAGUGAUUACAAGGCCGCUUACCCCUUUCUAAGA
Messenger RNA from Hippopotamus amphibius kiboko, 1445 nucleotides. RefSeq names its product tRNA-histidine guanylyltransferase 1 like (gene THG1L). Gene Ontology annotation, molecular function: magnesium ion binding; tRNA guanylyltransferase activity. The transcript has 6 exons. Gene Ontology annotation, biological process: tRNA modification. Bases 251 to 751 code for a protein of 166 amino acids. The record is from RefSeq and is a predicted model, not a curated record. Lineage: Eukaryota; Metazoa; Chordata; Mammalia; Artiodactyla; Hippopotamidae.